GUAACAACGACAACAGUACCAGCUACAACCACAACUCCACAAACAACUACUGUACCAGCAACAACCACAACAACUGCACCAGCAACAACCACAACUGCACCAGCAACAACCUCAACUGCACCAGCAACA
Lampris incognitus (smalleye Pacific opah) is the source of this 129-nucleotide messenger RNA. RefSeq lists its product as uncharacterized. The transcript has 2 exons. Lineage: Eukaryota; Metazoa; Chordata; Actinopteri; Lampriformes; Lampridae. The annotation marks the transcript as partial. The record is from RefSeq and is a predicted model, not a curated record.